Molecule: messenger RNA, 4584 nt
Organism: Plasmodium yoelii
Lineage: Eukaryota; Apicomplexa; Aconoidasida; Haemosporida; Plasmodiidae
Product: conserved Plasmodium protein, unknown function
Exons: 6
Coding region: 1-4584 (1527 amino acids)
Biological process (GO): negative regulation of transcription elongation by RNA polymerase II
Cellular component (GO): NELF complex; nucleus
Molecular function (GO): RNA binding
Source: RefSeq, a predicted model, not a curated record
AUGAAAAGGAGGCAAAAAAAUUGUAUAGGAUUAAGUAAUUGCUCGUUUGACCAGUUUAAAAAAGGGGUUGAAUUUCUGAGAGAAACCGAUGCAAUAUUAGACGAUGACAUAUUUAUAAUAUUAAAAAGAGUUUGUUCUUUUUUUUUUUUUUGUUUUAAGAAUGAUGAUUUUGAAUAUUUAUUAAAAUGCUUUGAUAAAGGGAACAAAGAGGGAAGUAAGUCGAUUAUCAAUAGUAACAAAAGUUGGACUGACAAUAAUAGUACCUGUAGUAAAAAUAAUGUUUUGGAUUUAAAAAAUGACGAAAUAUAUUGGGACUAUAAAUUUAGCAAAGGCGAUUUUAUAAUAAUUAAAAAUAUUAAUAGAUUGUUACUGAAUAAAUUAGUUGAUAACUAUGUUGGGUAUUCUUGGUUAUGCUUAAUAGUAUCAGAAUAUAUGAACAAUUUAGAUAUGUUUACUAAUAAUUUGUGUGAUAAUGAAAAAAAAGAAAAGGAAGAUGAAGAAAAUGAAAUAUGGUUUAAAUAUCAAAUUUAUAAAAAUUUCAAACAAAUUGAAGAACUAAAUCAAAUUAAUAAAAUAGAAUAUAACAAUAUACAAAAUAAUCCAGAGAAAUACAAAGAAGAAGAAUUGAAUAAUAGAAAGACAAAUUAUGUAAAUUAUCUGCAUUGCUAUUAUGGAAAUAUUUUUUCUUCUUCAUGUUAUGAUAAAAAAAAUAGAGACAGCCAUUCCAUUUCCAAUACUAACCCCAAUAUUAGUAAUUCCUAUAAUGACCCUAUUAAUAAUAAUACAGAUAUUUUUUAUUUAGAUGAUCCAAAUGAUCGGUUUAACUGGAUUAUGAGUAGCGAUAAUGAUAAUGAUGAUGAGAUAGUUAAAAGUAAUUCGAAAUCCGAAAAAAAACAUUUAUACAAUAAUUAUUAUAAAUCCUCUUUUUAUUACGAAGAAAAUAAACUUGAGAAUGAAAACUUGAAUAAUAUAUUAUAUAGCAAUAAAAUGUAUAAUAAUGCAGAAAAAAACAAAAAAAGAAAAUUAAUUGGAAAUAAGAUUAAUCAAAAUGAACAAAAAGAAAAGGCUGGGAAUUUCGAAAUAUAUAAAAAUAAAAACUAUAGUAAUGAAAGGGAAGUGGAAACUGGUUCUUAUAUCUGCUCAAAUGAAAAUGAUGAAAUAAAUGAAUUUUCGGAUGGAAAUCCGGAAUUAGGGCAAAGCAUAAAUUUUUCUGAAAAUUUUGUACAACCACAUCAAGAAUAUUCAGAAAAAAAAUAUAGUAGAAAAUAUAAAAGUGAAGAGCGAAUUGAAAAAGAGGAUGGUGUAUCAGAUGAAGACGCGGAAUCUGAUGGUGAUGCAAGAUCAGAUGAAGAUGAGGGAUCAGAAAUAUACCAUAGUAGAAACAGUGAUGAUAGUGGAAAUGAUCAUGAUGACGAGAGUUUGCAUUAUUUGUAUAAAGCUCUGUGUGAUUAUUUAUCCACAAAAUAUGAAACUAAUAAAUUGCAAAAAUAUAUGGACGAAUAUAGAGAUACACAUUCAUGGAAACCUCCACCAUUUUAUUGGAAAAUUUUGAAAAAUAAAUAUGUAGCAAAAGAAGUAUUAAAAUUAUAUGAAGAUCGACAUUUAGAUCCAUUUUUAUCCUGUUUAUACGAAGACUUUGUAAAUAGAUAUUAUUUUGAGCUUAAAGGGAGUAAUAAUAAUAGUAGUAAUAGCAAUGGAUAUGGUAAUAAUAGUAACAAUUCUAGUGGGAAUAAUGAUAGUAAUAGUAUAACUACAUAUACAAGUAAUUUCAACGUAUUCACAUUACGUAUUAGUGAAGAAAUAUGUAAAUUUUUAUUAUUAAAAGAACCAGAAGAAGAAGAAGAAGUUUUAAAUAUAUGUAAAAAUAUAUGUAUUAGUGAAAAUUCAUAUAUAUAUACACAACUAAUAUUAGAAUAUAUAUAUAGAAAUAAUAAUGAUAAUAGUAUGAGGAGAUUAUCACAAUAUUUAUGUCUAUAUAUUAUUUAUAAUGAUAUAAAUAUACAUAAUAUAUGUAAUAAUUAUUUUCAUAAUGUUAUAGAAAAUGAAGUUAGUAUCUCUUAUCUUAUAUUUAAAAUUAAUAAUUUACAUAAUUAUACAUCAUUAUAUAAUACUUUUAAAAAUAUAUAUAUGACAAGAAAUAAAGGUUUUAUGAAUAUUAAUAAUACUGAAAUUGUUAAUUUACAUAAUAAUAUACUACAAGUACUACGAAUAUUUAAUGGUAAUAAGUUGUUAUUAUUUGAUUCAACAUAUUUAUUUGAUAAUAAUAAUAAUAAUAAUUCUGGAUAUAAAUCAGGACGGAAAAAACCCGCGAUAAAUAAAUCACCCAAUCACAAUAAAGACAAUGAUGGCUCAAGUGAAGUUUAUUCUCAUAGUGUAAGUGUCUUUGAUUAUAAUUCGAAUUUUUCAAAUAAAAAUAGGAGCAAUUUGGAAGAUGAAAAUAACAGAAAUCGUUUUGGUAGUGGAUCCGAGAUAAGUGGCGAAGAAGUGGCAAGUUCUGAGAUGAGUAGUAGUGCAAGAAUGAGUGGAGAAAUUAGUGAUUCAGAAGUGGGUAAAGAAGAAAUAAAUGAUGAUGAAAGAGUUAGUAGCGUCGAAAUGAGCGGUUUUACAAGUCAAUGUGGGGAUGAAAAUACAGAAUGUAAUGGUAGUAGCGCUUCAAAGGAAAAGGGAAGCAAAAUGAUAGCAGAUUUUAGCAGUUGGAAAAACGGGAAUACAACAAUUUCUAGCUUAGUUGAUUCAGAAGAGUUGCGAUUUGGAAGAAUUGAGGAUAUCAAUAAUAAUAUGAUUGAUGAAAAAAUAAAUAAAGAUGUCCCAAGAUUAAACAAAAUAAAAAGCGAUGUUAGUGAAUUUUUAUUGCCGUCAGCAUCUCAAUUUGGAAAUAGGGAUUAUAGACAUAAUAAAGAAUUUUUACGAAUUAAUAUAUAUGCAGAAAAAAUUCCUUUAAUACAUUUGAGAGAUAUAUUUUUUUUGAACAAUAUUAUAAACAUAUAUGCUACUAAUAAUGAAUUAUUUAAUAACAACAUGUAUAAAAUAUAUGGAAGAGUUCUUAUAUUUUUAACUACUUAUUCUCCAUAUGAAUAUGUAUAUAAUCAUUACUAUUCUAGCUUUUUUAAAGGGAAAAAAAAUUCAUCCAAAAAAUAUUCGACUUCUUAUUUUAACAUUUAUGACGAUACAAUAUCUAUUAUUGAUGAAGAUGAAAAUAGUGAAACAGAUGAAGAAGGUAGUGCAUCCUAUAAUACCGAAAGUGAGAAUACGCAAAUUACCAGCAAUUAUGAUAAAGGAAUAAAAAUGAGUGAUGAAGACGACCCAGAUGAUGAUAUAAUUCAUUCUUUGGGUAAAGACAAUUAUGAAAUAGAAAAAAAGAGCAAACGGAAAUUUAAAGAAUUUUCAGAAAUAAAAAACAACCAAGAGUCAAAAAAACAUAAAUUAAAAAAUAGUGAUACGAAAGAGGAUGGAAAAGAUGUAUGUGCUGAUAAAGAGAAAGAAGUAAGACAAACUGAUAAGAAUAACGAAUUGGUAUUAAAGAUAUCGAAUGAUAAUAAUAGCAAAAUUGUAAAUGACGAUAAUAUAAGCAAAAAAAUUACUAUUGGUAAUACUUAUAAUCAAAUUAAUGAUAGCACAAAAGAAGAUAAUAUAAAACCAAGACCAAACAAUGAAGAAAAUGUGAAUGAUCAAAAAUCACCUAGCGAAAAUAGUGUAGUAAAAAACAGUUGCAUAAAUGCAAACGAUUUAUUUGAAUUAAGAACAGAAGUAAUGUCUUGCGAUGAAGUAAAAAGUCACAUAUUUAAAAAUGUAAAAAGUAAAAAGAAAUUAAAAGUUAAUAAAAUGAAUAAAAAAAAAAAACAUUAUUUUUAUAAAUUAUUUUAUAAAUUUAGAUUAACUUAUAACAAUUUUAUAAAAUUUGUACAAACAGAAAUAUUUCAUAUAUAUAAUAUUAUGCAUAGUAAUACUUAUUCGGAUUCAACAAAAGAUAAAUUAUUACUUGGGAAAAUAAACAGUAAUUUAUCAGCAUCAAUAAUAUAUAAAUAUGUUUAUAAUAAUAUUUAUAAGCAUAUUAAUUCAAAUGAAGUCAAUUUGAUAUAUACAAAGUUUAUUAUUCUCAAACAUAUUGUUGAUAAGUAUCCACAAAAGAGAUUCUUAACUUUGUAUUUUUUUAAGGAGCUGUACAUAUUCAUAAUCGAAAAAGAGAAAACGUUACAAGAGUUUUCAGAACUACGUGAGAACAUAAUUUUGUUUUUUGUGUAUAUGAUCAGAUUUGAGAAUAUGUUUUUCUAUGUUAUUAAUGUAAUUAAGAAAAUGAUAUAUUUGUUAGAUAAAUCCUUGAUACGACUAUUUAUUGUAAAAACAUUAACAUAUUGUGCCCCUCCGUAUAACUUUAAAUUUUGCAAGUAUAUACUAAAUUUUAUUUAUUUGGUACUCAAAAAAGAGGGAAUAUACUAUAAAAAUGAAUUUAAAAAGGUGAUAAACAAAUUUUUGGACGAUGUCGAACAGGUGCAUGAAAUGUACCAAAGUUCGAAGACUAAGGAACUCAUCAAUUUAAGUAAUUAUAUUAAGGAGCAAAUGGCAAAAUCGGAAAGGGAAAUAUAG